CCCGUGAUAAUUUGCCAGCUGUGCAAUAAGUUCAUCCGUGAACUUUCCUUGCUACUAAAUAUUCCAUGGUCAACUGAUAGUGGUAUUAUAACAAAGUGGAAGCAACUGGGAACCAUAGCAACUAGGCCACAUAAAAUGACAGAGCAGGGUCAGCGCAGUGUGCAGAAGUCGCCAAAUGUCUACAGAGUCAAUAACUACAGACCUCCAAACUUUGUGUGGCCUUCAGAUUAGCCCAACAACAGUGCAAAGAGAGCUUCAUGGAAUGGAUUUCCAUGUCUGAGCAGCUGCAUCCAAGCCUUACAUCACCAAGUGCAAUGCAAAGUGUCUGAUGCAGUUGUGUAAAGCAUGCCGCCACUGGACUCUAGAGCAGUACUUGCCUGGCUGCAUUGUGCCAAGUGUAAAGUUU
Staurois parvus is the source of this 406-nucleotide messenger RNA. Lineage: Eukaryota; Metazoa; Chordata; Amphibia; Anura; Ranidae. The record is from the annotation of a GenBank genome assembly.